AUGCUUGUUCGUCCAUUAUCCGGAACUAUACGUAAAGUCUCUCAUUCUCGUACAAAUCGACGUCUGUCUAAACGAAAGACUUUACGAUCCGUCAAGUAUCAACAACCACCAACAACAAGAACGUCAGAAAGUAACCUAAUUAAAAAUUUUUUACAAAUAAUCAGAUGUAUAAAACAACCGAUAACAUUAGCGUACAAUGAGAAGCAGCUAGAAGAUAUUUGUCAACAGAUGACCUUACAGAUGCAGCCAUUAAUUAAUCAACACCAAACACCAUCAACAUCCGAUAAAGAAUUAUGUGUAUUUUUAUGUGGUAUUUGUCAACAUUUACUUUAUGAACCAUUAACAUUAUAUUGUGGACAUACGUAUUGUGAAAAAUGUAUUAAAAAUGAACCAGACAAUACCGAUCGUGUAUGUCAACGUUGUCCACGUGAUAUUAUUGGUCAAAUUCAAUCAUCCAUUCAAUUGGGAAGAAAAGCACUAUACUUAAAAAAUAUAUUUCUUAAUGAGCUAUUUGAAAAAUCCAUGAGUUUUCAAACACAUCGAUCUUGUAUGGUGCUCUAUUAUCGUGGUCAACAAGAAUACAACGCAAAAAAUUAUGAUUUAGCCGUUCAAUACUAUAAUAAUGCAUUAGAUAUAUGUGAAGAUGAUCAUUUAGUAUUAAAUGGUCGAUCUCAAGCGUAUUUAGCGCUCAAUAGGUUCGAUGAGAGCCUCUCGGAUGCUGAACAUAUAAUUAAACUGAAACCAGAUUGGUCAAAAGGUUAUUUGAGGAAAAGUGAGGCUCUAUUUGAAAUGAAGCGCUAUACAACAGCUUUGUUAUCAUCAUUAAUGGCACUGACAUUUGAUCCAGAAGACCCUGUCGGAAAAACAAUAAUGGCCAAAGUGAAUAUUUUAGUUUUACUUCAUUUACAAGCCAGAGGUAUCGUUAGAAUAACAAAACAUCUACAUGCUGUUUUACAUGAAUCUCCAUCUGAAGAUAUUGAUGAGUCAUUACUAACCAGUGAACUUCGAUCGAGUGAAGAACAUACAGAAGCAAGCAAUCAAAUUCAAAAUGAUGCUGAUGAACCAGGGGAGACAAUUUGUAUGUCAACAACAUCGGAGUUAUCUACAACUAAAAAAUUGGCACUUUGUAGAAAUUCUUAUGAACGAUUAUGUUUAUGCAAUACAUUCAACUAUAAACAGCUAGAUAUCAGAGAUUUUGAAUGCUCAAUAUGUGUAAAUACACUUUGGUUUCCUGUUACAACUCCGUGUGGUCAUGUGUUUUGUCGCGAAUGUUUAAUUCGUUCCAUCGAUAAUACAUUGGCACAAUGUCCCAUGUGUAAAAAAUCAUUGACUGAAUUUUUUUCUAUGCUUAUACAAUCACAUGUAAAUCAAACUGAAAUAAUUCAUCGAAUGAUUGAAAUAUAUUUUCCAGAUGAUUUUAUUGAGAGACGUGAACAAUAUCACAGAGAUGGUUGUGUAUCAGUUAAGAUCAAUGAUAAUAAUUUGAACAUAAUCGCUAAUAUGCCGAUAUUUGUUUGCGUAUUAGCACUACCUAAUUGUGUCUGUCCAUUACAUGUAUUUGAGCCAAGAUAUCGUUUAAUGAUGAGAAGAAGUUUUGAAACAGAAUCAAGAUCAUUUGGAAUGUGUAAAUAUGAUGAAACAACAGGAACAUUUGCCGAUUGUGGAACAUUAUUAUAUAUUCGUGGUAUUAUGUACACUGAAGAUGGACGAUCAGUUGUUGAUACAAUAGGACAACGACGUUUUCGUGUACUUAGCAGAGGAAUGAAGGACGGUUAUAAUACGGCUAAUAUUCAAUUAAUCAAAGAUAAUUUAGUUGAACAGGAUGAAUAUAAUAAUUUAGUUCAACUCAAUAUUGAUACGUAUAAUAAAGUACGUCACUGGUUCGAUAAUUUAGAUCUACAUCGUAAAUCAUUAGUAUCCUAUCAAUUACAAGAAUAUCCAAUUUGUGAUGAGUUCACUAUUACAUCAGUUGAUGGACCACAGUGGCACUGGAUUAUGCUUAAUAUAGUACCAAUCGAGCCAUUAUUACAAUAUGCCGCAUUGGGAUCUGAAUCAUUAAGAAUAAGACUGCAAAUGUUAAAUGAUGCUGUCACAUUUUUACAACAACAACAACAACAACAACAGCAACAGUAA
Molecule: messenger RNA, 2133 nt
Organism: Didymodactylos carnosus
Lineage: Eukaryota; Metazoa; Rotifera; Eurotatoria; Philodinida; Philodinidae
Source: the annotation of a GenBank genome assembly